This is a messenger RNA of Caretta caretta (loggerhead turtle), 2885 nucleotides long. Its product is annotated as thialysine N-epsilon-acetyltransferase-like. The record is from RefSeq and is a predicted model, not a curated record. Gene Ontology annotation, molecular function: N-acetyltransferase activity. Lineage: Eukaryota; Metazoa; Chordata; Testudines; Cheloniidae.
CGCUUGACACCGACUGCCAACUAGACAUGGAGCCAUUGAUCACUACCCGUUGAGCCCGACAAUCUAGCCAGCUUUCUACCCACCUUAUAGUGCAUUCAUCCAGCCCAGACUUCUUUAACUUGCUGACAAGAAUACUGUGGGAAACCAAUUAUAUCCUACCGCCUUAAUUACUUUACACCCAGCAAAAUUAAUGAUACAGCAGACAGGAACAAUCACAGAACCAGACAGAGAUGAUGCCGACAAACAGUGGCAAAGUGGGAUAUAUAAUGACGAAACAAUACCGAAGUGGGGAUUUCACAUCCCAGCUAUUGACAAGGGAGUUCUUGGCAGGCAGGAUGCUAUCAAACUUAAGUUUCCUUUUACAUCUUCGAGGCACUUUCCUUUCUCUGGAGGCGAUGGGCAUUAUCAGGACAGGAGUGUAUUCCUAACGGCCCAAUAGCACCUUCUUUCAAUGUGACUAGUUCGGGACGUGAGGAGGUGACCGGUCGCUUCCCAGCUUGUGGCUGCCUCUGUUGCUUAGCCGAAGAUUUUAGGGCCUCAGACUGUCACGGUAAGAGAAGGCCCUUACACCAGCAGACCGUGAUUUUGAUUCUUCCUUUUAUACCCCUAACUAGCCAAGUGAUAAGAACACGCCUAAAUUCUUAGCGUACAGGCCUUCACCGACAGGCCUGAAUAGCUAUAUCCGAACACUCCCCAACUCCGCAGUCAGACGUGACUCUCAGCCAGCCAGGAAAACAGAAGGUUUAUUAGACGACAGGGACAUGGUCUAAAACAGAGCUUGUAGGUGCAGAGAACGGGACCCCUCAGUCAGGUCCAUCUUCGGGGGGCAGGGAGGCCAGAGCCCCAUCUGGCCUUCCCUCUGUUUCCCCAGCCCGCUCUCCACUCCAGCUCUCUCCAGCCGUCUCCCCCGGCCAGGAGGCCACCUGAUCCCUUUGUUCUCCAACCCCUUCAGUUGGCACCUUUGCAGAGGAGGGGGCCCGGGCCAUCACUUGCCAGGAGACAGGGUGUCGGCCGUUCUCUGUGCGGACCCCUGCACACACCUGCCCUCUAGGGCUCUGUGACGAUCAUACACCCUUAUCCCGCCACCUAGAUACUUAAGAACUGCCUAGGGGAAACUGAGGCACCCACCCAGUCUUCAGAGAAACCAUUAAGAACAUUCCCACUUCGUCACAGGGGGGAGAGAGCAAAGCUGGUUCCAUAAAGGGCCCUGCGAAACCCCACUCAAAACUGGGGAGAGAACCCAGGAGUCCUGGCUCCCAGCCCCACCCGCUCUAACCCACCAGCCUCCACUACCCACCCAGAGCGACAAUGGUGUGUGUGGGGGGGAGCUGGGAGCCAGGACUCCUGGGUUCUCUCCCUGGCUCUGGGAGGGGAGUUCCCUCGUUACCACUCCAGCUACCAGUGGCUUAUCAGGACCCGGCGGCGGGGGGCGGAAAUAAGGGGUUCACACGGGAUCUUUCACCCCUGGCACGGUGCCCAGCUCGCUUGUCUUCCCAUCCCCCAGCGUGUGGUUUGAUCCGAGCCGCCGGCUGCCCAGACUUGGGAAUCCCCCCCCCCCCCCACCGCCCAGAUCCAGCUCGGCAGCCAGAUCCCGCCCAGCUGGGGAGCGGGCGGGGGGGAAGGGCGUGGACGGCUGUAAAUCCUUGCGCUAUAUAGAUCGCAGGUGGCAGGCUGGAAGGCCACACCCAGCCCCAUCGCCCGCCGGCCACGGGUGGCCAUGGAGUGCGUCGUCCGCCCGGCCCAGAGCACCGACUGUGACCACGUCAUGGGCAUGAUCCGCGAGAUUGCCGAAUAUCAUAACCUGCUGGACGAGGUGACAAUCAACUCCCAGGUGUUGAGGGCUGACGGGUUUGGAGGGGACCCCUUCUACCAAUGUCUCGUAGCAGAACUGGCCCCAGAGCAAGAAGACAAGCAAGGUCGCCUAAUCGGCUACGUCUUAUUCUUCUUUGGCUACAGUGUGAACACAGGCCGUAUUGUCUACUUGGAGAAUCUAUAUGUGGUCUCUGAAUUCAGAGGCCGGGGGAUCGGGAAGAAGCUGCUGAGUGAAAUGGCUAAGGCGGUGCUGGCCCGAGGCUGCAGCGAGAUGAAGUUCACAGUGGUGGCGUGGAACAGCCAGGCCCUGGCGUGGUACCGGCACCUCGGGGCCCAGGACAAGACGGAGGCGAGCGACUGGCACUGCUUCGAGCUGGGGGCCGAGGCCCUGCGCAGGCUGGCAGGGGACGGACGGUGAUUCGGGGCCAUGGGGAGCCGGGCUGGGGCCACGGAGCUAAAUCAACCGGAGCCCUCCGGGCCCCAUGGAGUCCUGCGUCUGCACCCCACAGCCCUCCAUCCCUCCUUCCAUCCCACACAGCCCUCCAUCCCUCCUUCCAUCCCUCCUUCCAUCCCACACAGCCCUCCAUCCCUCCAUCCCUCCUUCCAUCCCACACAGCCCUCCAUCCAUCCAGCCCUCCUUCCAUCCCCCACAGCCCUCCAUCCCUCCUUCCAUCCCACACAGCCCUCCAUCCCUCCUUCCAUCCCACACAGCCCUCCAUCCAUCCAGCCCUCCUUCCAUCCCCCAUAGCCCUCCAUCCCUCCUUCCAUCCCACACAGCCCUCCAUCCAUCCAGCCCUCCUUCCAUCCCCCAUAGCCCUCCAUCCCUCCUUCCAUCCCCCACAGCCCUCCAGCCCUCCUUCCAUCCCACACAGCCCUCCAUCCAUCCAGCCCUCCUUCCAUCCCCCACAGCCCUCCAUCCCUCCUUCCAUCCCCCAUAGCCCUCCAGCCCUCCUUCCAUGCCACACAGCCCUCCAUCCCUCCUUCCAUCCCACACAGCCCUCCAUCCCUCCUUCCAUCCCUCCUUCCAUCCCACACAGCCCUCCAUCCAUCCAUCCCUCCUUCCAUCCCCCAUA